AUGAUUGCUGCUACCUUGCCAUUCGAACUUCUCACACACAUUAGUCUCUUUUUGUCUACAAAGGAAAAAUAUACAUGUUCCUUUGUCUGUAAAUCAUGGCAGGCUCCGUUUCAGGAAUCCUUGUGGAGUCUCCUAGUAAUCUGUAGUCAAGUCGGCCUUACUUCUCUCUUCAAACUACUUUCUUCCAACGAAAAUAUCCUUGAAAGAACAGAAGAUCAUCAUCUCCAAAGCACUUUUCAAAACAUUAAGUACCUAGACAUUAGAUACGAUGGUGUAUUGGUCUUAGAUUUGUGGAAAAGCACAAACUGGAAUCUUUGGAGUAAUCUGACUCAAAUGUGGAUUACUUUUAAUACGUUAAGAGCCGAGAAUCAGACGGAAUAUUUUGUCAAUACUAUGUCUUAUUUACCUCAACUUUGGAGGCUGUAUAUCAAGAACGCAUCUGGGAAACAAGUCCUCAAUUUUACGAUGCAAGACUUGGAGAAUUUACACGAUAAUUUACCACGCCUAAGAGAGCUCACGAUAGUUAAGCCGACGAUCUUAUUCAGACCUGAAGACUGUCGCCAUGUAAACGAUGUAUAUCCAGCCAAAAACUUGAAAGUUCUAAAACUACUCGAAGUCGCCAAAGUACACCAGCAAUGGAUACAUUAUUUUUCCCGAAAAUACUGCAACUUAAAUACACUGAUAUUCAAAACCACCCAUUUUAUCGAACUUUCCAACCAACAAAAAGAAGAGUAUGAGUCGAUUAGCUCAGACCACAAUCCUAGUUUUCCAGAUCUGAAUACCGUUGAAAUCAGCUGUCUUAACGAUCUAUCAAAGAUGCACACUCCCUUUUUUAACACCAUUCGUACCCCAAGCCCACCACUCAAACGCCUGAAGCACACCUUUGAUUUCAGUCAUGAUAACUCUGAAAAUAUCGAAAAUACGCUCAAAGACUACAUUAAUACCUAUCUCUCGACCCUUGAAACUCUUUUAGUGAACAUUGUUAAAUUCCGUAGACCUCCAUAUACACUGGCCGAUAUGUUUUAUCCUUCUCCUAACAUUGUUGAAUUGGAAGUUACGGCACAAUAUUCCGACAUGGCAUUAGAUAAAUUUUUGGAAAAAUAUGUGUCAUUGAGAAAGAUGCGAAUCUCUGAAGCCAGUAUCUUGCUAACUCCAGAUCUACUAAAUAAGAAGCCAGCAAAUACACAUCCUCUUCGAGUUAUUGAAAUUAAUGACGCAAAAGCCAAUGCAGAUGCUUUAGAGUAUCUGUCUUCUCAUUGCAAACAUCUUAGCUACAUGCGUUUAUCCAGAGUUGAUAUAUACGGGAAUCAAACUCAAGAUGCAAGAAACCUCAACAUUGAUAUGUCCCACACGCAUUUCAAAAAGUUGAAUCUCCAGCUCGUCAAAUUCUAUCCGUUUUAUGACCAAUCGGUAGUAGACCACAUCUUUACCUUUAUUGCAAUCUCCCCGACUUCACAGGAUGUAAAAAGACGAAGCAUAAGCAACCGCGGUGACGAUUCGCCAGUGGAUAACAAUAUGAAUAACAUUGAUAAUCUUGGGUUAUCUGUUGGAUCAAAAUGGUUCAGCGUGACUUACAGUAAAGGAUUUCGCAACUCACGCAAGUAUUUUCUUACUAAGCUGGAUGAGAGCGAUGCCCAAUGCGCCAGCCAGCAUUUCUUUUCUAACAAAGAAAACCCUGAUCCCGUCAAUAUUGUAAAGGAGCCAUGGCCACCCAGACUUUUCAAGUACACUUGCUACCACACUCGAAUAUCAAACUCACAAGCUUAUUGUAACUUCAAGUAUGGCUCUAUUGAUAGCUUUAAAUUUACUUUUGAUGGGAUACGUGAUCAAAAGAUCUGGGACAAAAUCUUUAAAUUGAAUUGA
Phycomyces blakesleeanus NRRL 1555(-) is the source of this 1863-nucleotide messenger RNA. RefSeq lists its product as hypothetical. The transcript is spliced from 2 exons. The coding region runs from base 1 to 1863 and encodes 620 amino acids. Lineage: Eukaryota; Fungi; Mucoromycota; Mucoromycetes; Mucorales; Phycomycetaceae. Gene Ontology annotation, molecular function: protein binding. The record is from RefSeq and is a predicted model, not a curated record.